This is a messenger RNA of Poeciliopsis prolifica (blackstripe livebearer), 1097 nucleotides long. RefSeq names its product zinc finger and SCAN domain-containing protein 31-like. The coding region runs from base 28 to 1032 and encodes 334 amino acids. The transcript is spliced from 2 exons. NCBI's taxonomy places the organism in Eukaryota, Metazoa, Chordata, Actinopteri, Cyprinodontiformes, Poeciliidae. The record is from RefSeq and is a predicted model, not a curated record.
UCUGUUGUUUUCUGCGGGGGCGAAAAAAUGCAUUCCGUGUGUUUAAUAUUUCCCUCUGAAGAAACAUUGACAGAGUUUAAAGAAAUCAUCGUCCAGUCGGAGGAAGAGAUGGAUGAUCAGCGCAGACUGCUUGAUUUCUCCCGGACUCCCCAGAUCAUCUUACACCGAAUAGACCACAUACAGCGUAACAUUUAUAUGCAGGAGCAAUGUAACCAGGACAGGAGCUCCUCUCUGAAACAGGAAGCGCCAGAACAUCUGCAGAUAAAAGAAGAACAAGAUGAUCUAGAACAUCUGCAGAUAAAAGAAGAACAAGAUGAUCUAGAACAUCUGCAGAUAAAAGAAGAACAAGAUGAUCUAGAACAUCUGCCAAUAAAAGAAGAACAAGAUGAUCUAGAACAUCUGCAGAUAAAAGUGGAAGAGAAAGUUUUCAGUCAGAGUGAAGAACAGGUUACACUACAAAAACAGGAGAGUAACACCUUUAUGGUAAUUCCUGUUUGUGAGCAAACACAUCACACUGAAUCAGAACCAAACGGGAACCAAGUCAUCUUCCAGGAAGCUGCUGAAGCUGAGAACCAAAAUCAGGAAAAGAGCAAUCCUAAUGACUUUGGAGCAAAGAGAGAAGAAGAGAAGAAACAAAAGAGGCAUCAGAGAAUCGAACAGCAUGUUGACUGUUCAAAACAAAAAGGUCAUGAAAACCUUCCUCAAAGUAGUGACUUGACUAAAAAUACAUCAAGUACCACACGUCAGAGGCCUUUCUCGUGUUGGAAAUGUUUCAUUCGAAAAGAUGACUUUAAUUGUAACAUGACAGAUCACAAAGGUCACAAACCUUUUUUAUGCGUUAUUUGUGGAAAAGGUUUCAGUUACACAAGUGAACUCACUGUUCACAGGAGAGUUCACACAGGCGAAAAGCCAUUUUCAUGUGACAACUGUGGCAGAAGUUUCAGUAGACAAAAUAAUCUAACUGUUCACAUGAGAGUUCAUACAGGGGAGAAGCCAUUUUCAUGUGCGACCUGUGGAAGAGUUUCAGUGUAAAGCAGCAUUUAGCUAUGCACAUGAUGGGUCACACAGGUGAAAAGCCCUUUUUGUGUGUGACUUGU